This is a messenger RNA of Nematolebias whitei (Rio pearlfish), 575 nucleotides long. Its product is annotated as MICOS complex subunit MIC26-like. Gene Ontology annotation, cellular component: MICOS complex. The record is from RefSeq and is a predicted model, not a curated record. The transcript is spliced from 7 exons. Gene Ontology annotation, biological process: cristae formation. The annotation marks the transcript as partial. Lineage: Eukaryota; Metazoa; Chordata; Actinopteri; Cyprinodontiformes; Rivulidae.
ACGUGGAUGCACUUCUCCGAGUUGCCGUAGAAAAGCGAAAGCCUCCUCUAUUCACGAUGUCAUACUUAAAAUUGGUGUCGCUGUGGUCCGCGGCUCCGGCCCUGAUGAGCGGCUCGGCGCUGACUUCCGGCGGGAGUAAAAAGAAGAGCCCAGAGCCGAUUCUGAGCAUCGAUGAGCUGCCGUCUCUGUACACCCGACCCGAACCAAAGCCUCCAUCGGAGGCGCCGGAGCCGAGUCAUCUGGAGCAGAGCGUCGCCUCGCUGAGGAGGCGUGCUGAGCCGUACGUGGACCUGGGUCAGCGAGCUGUCCAGACUGCGUUGGAGAAAGUUGAACAGACGUACGGGAGGAUGGAGCCGACCAUAAACACGUCAGUGACGACUGUCAGCGAGACGGUUCAGUUUCUCAGUGACCCGCCUCCGGACCUUUACCCCAGCGUGGCUGUGGUGGGGUUCUCCGGCUUCCUGGGACUUUAUUUGGCCAAAGGCUCCAGGAUGAAACGAUUCCUGCUUCCUGCUGGACUCAUGGCUCUGAGCGCCUCCAUGUUCUACCCUCAGCAGGCGGCGGCACUGUUAAAG